UCAAGUGGUUUGGAGCUUUGGACCAGCAGUAGGUUUCCCGGUUCCGAGCCUCAGUUUCCACCGCUAAGAAACGGAUCACGAUAGUACAUGACUUGUUGUGCGGCUCGUGUCUUAUAUUAAGGAUUGUCAGGAGCCAUGCUGUCAGAAGUCCUGCUGGUGUCUGCUCCAGGGAAAGUCAUCCUUCACGGAGAGCACGCCGUGGUCCACGGCAAGGUGGCACUGGCUGUGGCCUUGAACUUGAGAACAUUCCUCCGGCUUCAGCCCCACAGCAAUGGGAAAGUGUGCCUCAACUUACCAAACAUUGGCGUCAAGCAGGCCUGGGAUGUGGCCAGGCUUCAGAUGCAGGACACGAGCUUUCUGGAGCAAGGUGACGCCACGGUGCCCACUGCAGAGCAAGUGGAGAGGCUGAAGGAGGUGGCGGGCUUCCCCGAGGACGGCACCAGCCCCGAGCGCCUGGCCGUUCUGGCCUUCCUCCACUUGUACCUGUCCAUCGGCCGGAAGCAGAGGGCCCUGCCCAGCCUGGACGUCAUGGUGUGGUCACAGCUGCCCACUGGGGCCGGCCUGGGUUCCAGCGCUGCCUACUGUGUGUGUAUGGCCGCCGCUCUCCUGACUGUAUGUGAGGAGAUCCCAAACCCACAGAAGGACGGGGAGUCCGCCGGCAGGUGGACCGUGGAGGAUUUGGAAUUAAUUAACAAGUGGGCCUUCCAGGGGGAGAGAGUGAUUCAUGGGAACCCCUCCGGAGUGGACAACGCCGUCAGCACCUGGGGAGGAGCACUCCGAUUCCAACAAGGAAAGAUUUCCUCCCUAAAGAGGCCACCGGCUCUGAAGAUCCUGCUGACCAACACCAAAGUCCCUCGCAGCACCAAGGCUCUGGUGGCCAGUGUCAGGAGCAGGCUGCUUAAGUUCCCGGAGAUCGUGACGCCCCUGCUGGCCUCCAUCAACGCGAUUUCGCUAGAGUGCGAGCGGCUGCUGGGGGAGAUGGCAGCGGCCCCGGCCCUGGAGCACUACCUCGUGCUGGAAGAGCUCAUCGACAUGAACCAGCACCAUCUGAAUGCCCUUGGCGUGGGCCAUGCCUCGCUGGACCAGCUCUGCCAGGUGACCAUGGCCCAUGGACUGCACAGCAAGCUCACUGGCGCGGGUGGCGGUGGCUGUGGCAUCACGCUCCUCAGGCCAGAUCUGGAGCAGCCAGAGGUAGAGGCCACGAAGCAGGCUCUGACUGACUGCGGGUUUGACUGCUGGGAAACCAGCAUCGGGGCCCCCGGCAUCUCCAUCCACUCGGCUGCCUCCCUGGACGUCCCUGUGCGCCAAGCCCUGGUUGGUCUCUGAGAUGAGCCCGCGCCGCUGCAGCCCCACCAAGAAGCGCCUUCCUGGGGUAUUCUGGGUGCCGGAGUUGGCUUCGGGGCUGGCCAGUGGGCCCCAG
This is a messenger RNA of Neomonachus schauinslandi (Hawaiian monk seal), 1420 nucleotides long. It is a transcript of the gene MVK, whose product is annotated as mevalonate kinase. Lineage: Eukaryota; Metazoa; Chordata; Mammalia; Carnivora; Phocidae. Gene Ontology annotation, cellular component: cytoplasm. The transcript has 11 exons. The record is from RefSeq and is a predicted model, not a curated record. Gene Ontology annotation, biological process: cholesterol biosynthetic process; isoprenoid biosynthetic process. The coding region runs from base 136 to 1326 and encodes 396 amino acids. Gene Ontology annotation, molecular function: mevalonate kinase activity; ATP binding.